Molecule: messenger RNA, 1520 nt
Organism: Scatophagus argus
Lineage: Eukaryota; Metazoa; Chordata; Actinopteri; Scatophagidae
Gene: slc16a10
Product: solute carrier family 16 member 10
Exons: 6
Coding region: 1-1506 (501 amino acids)
Biological process (GO): transmembrane transport
Molecular function (GO): monocarboxylic acid transmembrane transporter activity
Source: RefSeq, a predicted model, not a curated record
AUGACAGAAGGGAACAGUAUCUCAGAAGUUGAUCCAGCGGGUAAGGAGGAAGCCGCCGGCGAGCCCUCAGAAGAGAAGCGGCUGGAGGAGGAAAAGAAGGAGAACGGGGAGAGCAGUGUGACCGUCCCGUUGGAAGCCGCAGCUACAGGAGAGGAGGAGGAGGACGAGUUUGUGCAUCCCGAGGGCGGCUGGGGAUGGCUGGUCAUGCUGGCUGCAAUGUGGUGCAACGGCUCGGUGUUUGGGAUCCAGAACGCCUUCGGUAUACUCUUCCUCUCCCUCCUCCGAGAGUUUGGCUCCGAGCACGAUGACGACCUCCGCUUCAGGACAGCGUGGGUGGGCUCCCUCUCCAUGGGGAUGAUCUUCUUCUGCUCUCCCAUUGUCAGCGUCUUCACCGACAUCCUUGGCUGCAGAAUUACAGCAGUGGGUGGCGCUGCUGUCGGCUUGGUUGGCCUACUGGCCAGCUCCUUUGUCACGUCCCUGGGCCCCAUGUACUUCACCUAUGGCAUUGUAUUUGCCUGUGGCUGUUCUUUCGCGUACCAGCCCAGCCUGGUCAUUCUGGGCCACUACUUCAAGAAGCGCCUGGGCCUGGUCAACGGCAUUGUGACAGCCGGCAGCAGCAUUUUCACCAUCACCCUUCCAUUUAUUCUCUCGGGCCUGCUGGAUAAAGUGGGCCUCCAGAGCACGAUGCGCAUCCUCUGCAUCCUCAUAUUUGUGCUGAUGUUGGCCGGUUUCACCUACAAGCCGCUGCUGCCACUCAAAUCUUCCAACAGCCGUACAGCCAGCCGCUGCCCACCCAUGAGCCAAAUCUUCAACGUCAAUAUCUGGAAGUCUUUGGGAUAUCGUAUUUGGGCCUUUGGUAUUCCUGCAGCCCUCUAUGGCUACUUUGUGCCUUAUGUUCACCUGAUGAAGCACGUGGAGGAGCGAUUCGGAAAAGACACCAAUAAAGAAUUUCUGCUAAUGUGCAUCGGCAUCACGUCCUGUGUGGGCCGUCUCAUCUUCGGCGUGGUGGCAGACUACGUCAACGGAGUCAACAAAGUGUACCUGCAGGUGACUUCCUUCUUCAUCAUCGGCCUCAUGUCCAUGAUGAUCCCCCUGUGCAACAUCUUUGGCGGGCUGAUAGCUGUCUGCCUGUUGAUGGGGCUGUUUGACGGCUGCUUCAUCUGCAUCAUGGCUCCGAUCGCCUUUGAGCUGGUCGGGCCAAAUGAUGUCUCCCAAGCCAUAGGCUCCCUGCUGGGCCUGAUGUCCGUGCCCAUGACUGUGGGGCCACCCAUCGCAGGUUACCUGAGGGACAGACUAGGUGACUACAAUGUGGCCUUCUACCUGGCAGGCAUUCCACCAAUCUUCGGAGGAGCCCUGCUGUGUCUGAUACCGUGGGUGGAGGCCAGACGCAAGAGGAGGGAGAAGGAGGAGGCCCUGAGCAAGGACCAAGACGUGAGCAAGAGGAUGUUAGAGCACGAAAAGGCUCAGGGAGAUGCACAAUCCAAAACUGGAGAGUCCGUCCUCUAAGGGCCCCCCCAGAC